AUGUCCACUAUCUCUGCAUCCAACAUUCAAAUUCCCACUUCGUUUCCUCACUCUCUGCUAGAUGCCAAUGGCUCAAACUACACCUCGUGGGUGAUGGCUAUGGACCUUCGGCUUUCACUCUUCAAUCUCUGGCGCCUCCUUACUGGUGAUGAAAAGGGCCCUCAGCACCCAAGUAAAAGUCCCACUGAGUCUGACAACGACUUUAAUAAAUGCCUCACAACCCACGAUGCAAGUGUGGACAUCGUUUCAUUCCAGGAAUGCCAGAGUAUAACCAAAGGAUUACUCAGCAUGGCGGUCCAUUCAAGUGACCUGAUUCACUUUACAGGUGCCACUGACCCAGCCACUAUCUGGAAGGCACUGGAGGACAAAUAUCAGGUGUCUGUCAGCAUCCACUUUAUGAGCCUUAUGGGCCAUGUUUUUGAUCUUCAUCAGCAAAUCACUUUGCCUCUGUGGGCUCUGUACAGCUCUGUACAGAAGGGACCAAGCUGUGGCCAGCCAUUUUUUGGUGCUUCCGACAGUGACUCUCUUACCAACACUAUUAAGGAGAUAACAGAUAUCAAAGCUCAGUUCAAGGUUAUCAAGUCUGUGGAGUGGAAGUGCAAUGAAUAUACACUCGUCCAAGCAUUAUUGCGUGCCCUCCCUGACUUCUAUGUGCUGCUCUCCCAGCUUAUACCACAUACUUCAGUCAUUUCCUUACAUAGAACCCCUGCCCUGGAUGUGCCAAAAGGUUGUAGAAUCAUGGCUAGCCAGUCCUCGGCCAGUGCAUGUAGAACAAGUGCUGGCUGGUGUACUAUCUGA
Molecule: messenger RNA, 798 nt
Organism: Suillus subaureus
Lineage: Eukaryota; Fungi; Basidiomycota; Agaricomycetes; Boletales; Suillaceae
Exons: 2
Coding region: 1-798 (265 amino acids)
Source: RefSeq, a predicted model, not a curated record